AUGCCGUUCCAUCCUUGGUGCUUCGAUAUCUUCUGCCGUCAAUCCAAAGCUCGGUUCAACCGUAUCAAUAUACCAGGACUUAUGACGUGGCGCAAUGCCGAGUUCUCCUACAGCGACUUUCGCAAGUUUCCUCGGUCAGAAGACGUUCGCAAAAGCCGAGACCAGUUCUGGCAGCAUUUACCAGGCAAGGAGUAUCUAGCCGCCAAUCCACUUUACGUGCCAGGUUUACCGACCAUUUUGCUAAAUGCAGCCAAAAAGGAAGAAGACUUAUCUCACGGCGGAAUAGAGGAAUCCGAACUUCUGAAGAGACCCCACGCUUCAUUGCUGAUUGGUCGUGAUGAUGUGUUUGAUUCUAUGCCACUUGAGAUAUGUCUACUAAUAGUCAGCUUCCUGAAUGGUAGCGACCUCAAUAGCCUAAGGAUAGUUUCCAAGACGUUUACCAGACUUCCAAAUAGUGUUUGGCAUCAACUUGUCCGAGAGGAGAUGCCCUGGCUAUGGGAGUCUUGUGACGACGGCAAGGAAGUCCACGUUCCUUCAUUCUGGACAGCAGUGACAAAAAGUUCUCUGAAGUUGUUCAAAGAAGAACGAGAGCACUAUUCUUUACUCCUGGAAGAUGUUUAUACUCCAACUAGCGAGGUAGUUGAUUUCCUGCUUCCAUUUCCAAAAGAGGUACCCAACCAGCUGCAGCUCUCGAGAAGAAAUACAAAUUGGCACGGGGUUUACACACAGAUCAAGAAAAGUUGGAGCAGUCUUAGGGGGGCUACAGAAUCGACAGCGGAUCUGGAAAGAUGUGAAAGAGAUUAUCAAGCGGAUUGA
Molecule: messenger RNA, 816 nt
Organism: Penicillium waksmanii
Lineage: Eukaryota; Fungi; Ascomycota; Eurotiomycetes; Eurotiales; Aspergillaceae
Exons: 1
Coding region: 1-816 (271 amino acids)
Molecular function (GO): protein binding
Source: RefSeq, a predicted model, not a curated record